CACGAUCGAGCCAGCGCAGCCCGCUCGCCCCGUCGGAACGUGCGAGAGCACGCCGCGAGACCAAGCGAUCGACCCCGAUCCCCGAGCGUCGGCUCCGGGCAACGAGGCGCGACCUCGAUCUCGGCGCGGUUCCGCGGAGCUUCCCCAAUUUUCAUCGCCCCGAUCGCGUAGCGUGAGACGGGAGCCAUGGACGCGAAGUGGCGACUAGAUUUCGCCGACGCGAGCACGUCCGGGAACAACGCACCGGUGAACCCACCGGGGUACGCGUCGCUGCGAGAGCUCGGGGACGUCGAUGCCCCCGCGAAGGGCAAGGCGGACGCGCCCAAGGGCGGCGUCGUCGCGCCCGGCGGCGCGCUGACUUCCGCGGCGCGCCAGCAGAAGGCGUACCAGUUUGCCAUGUCGCAGGUGCAGGCGAUCGGGAUGACGGGGUUCAUGAUGUACAUGGCCGGGAGCGGCGUGCAGAUCUUCUCCAUGAUGGUCGUGGGUAACGGCCUGUUCCAGCCCAUCAAGGCCAUAGCGUCGAGCGGUAAGAUCUUCGAGCCGUACGCGGAUGCGAGCACGGACGUGACGGGCCCGCGGGCGCUGUUUUGCGCCAUCCAGCUCGCCGGGCUCGCGAUGGCGCUGUACAAGCUGAACAGCAUGGGCCUGCUACCCACGCACGCGAGCGACUGGGUCAGCGGGAUGAAGCCUCCCACGCCGGUGGAGCACGCGUACGGAGGGACCACGCUGUAGGGAGGGAGAGAGAGAGGGCAAACUUGGCGCAGGCGAGCCGAGACGUUGUUCCUUUCUUGCACGCGCGAGGCGCGCUUCGCGCCAAUGCCUGGACGCUGACGCGGAAAAACCCAUCACGUGAUGCGUGACAUCACGAGAGAAACCGAUUCCUUGUGGAAACGGCUUUCGACCGCGUAUGAGUUUUCAGUUAGCUUUUCGGAUUAUAGACGACGAAAAAUCUUCUUUU
Messenger RNA from Micromonas commoda, 958 nucleotides. RefSeq lists its product as hypothetical. The coding region runs from base 187 to 732 and encodes 181 amino acids. Gene Ontology annotation, biological process: protein folding in endoplasmic reticulum. The record is from RefSeq and is a predicted model, not a curated record. The transcript is spliced from 2 exons. Gene Ontology annotation, cellular component: EMC complex. NCBI's taxonomy places the organism in Eukaryota, Viridiplantae, Chlorophyta, Mamiellophyceae, Mamiellales, Mamiellaceae.